Messenger RNA from Mycosarcoma maydis (corn smut), 3489 nucleotides. RefSeq lists its product as uncharacterized. The record is from RefSeq and is a predicted model, not a curated record. Lineage: Eukaryota; Fungi; Basidiomycota; Ustilaginomycetes; Ustilaginales. The transcript has a single exon. The coding region runs from base 1 to 3489 and encodes 1162 amino acids.
AUGAGCACAGCAUCCACACAACACCAACAUCAUCGCCACGCUUGCGAUGGCGGUUGUGCCUCCAAUAGCCAGCCGUCUGGCAGCUCCCCCACCAAAAGUCGUCAACACACCCCUCCCCCCGUCGCCUCUUGUGACCAACACAUGCCGUCGCCUCUUCAAAAUGCACAGUCAUCUGGGGAUUCGCGCAGCACGGAGCGAGCUUCUUCACCUGCGACGCACACCCACGCAGCCGCAUACGCACAACCAGAUCCAUCCCACGAUGCCCUCGCAGCGUCUUCGUCCCUCGUCACUCAUUCUCGCCUUCCGCAGUCAACUCCACUAGCCUCAUCUUCCUCGUCUACGCAGCCACAGCCACAAACAGGUCGUCUACCCACCGCAGCCCAACGUCGACGUGCUCGCGAACUCGCUACUGUUCUCUUGACUCUCGCCACCUGCUAUGACUGCCAUCGACCGGUCCACGACCCUGUCACUCUUCCCUGCGGCCACUCAUCGUGUUUGCAGUGUAUCAAGGACCGUGUGCUACCCAGCUCUAUCCCUGCCGAACACGAGGUUCUGCCGUUGCCGUGUUUUACUCAUCUUCCGCCUCGUCUUCCCCUCAGUCCCAUGACGGUGCCCUGCUCUGCGUCUGGUUGUCCUCGUUCCGCCAUUGGCCGCGGCAUUGGCGUCUGGGCGGGCCACUUGCCCCGUUAUGGCCUCAUUCCCACUUAUACCGAAAGGCUCCCAUUGGUCGAUCAAGACGUUGGUCCUGGAGCGCCGCCCGUCGACGGCUUUGUCAUGGGUGUCGCCGACCACCCGCUCAGGCUCACCGUCAUCGGCCCACAGACCCGGUCCAAAGCUCACCUUUUCGCCGUUCCACCCCAAGGUGUCGAGCCGCCGCAUUCCAAUACGCUUCAUCAGACCGCUACGACUCUGCUUCCCUCCUUGGCGACCAGUAACAUGCUCCGCACCGACGUCACCCUCAGCAAGGCCGUAGCCAUCCUCACGCGAUACGCUUCUUCGCCACUCCCACGUUCUCCUCACCAGCGACCUAGCCUGCCUGCUUCCUCUGGAGCCUCGGUCGCCAGUCCGCGGUCGCACCACGCUAGAGUCCGUCGCACAGCAGCCGCGUCUAGUGUGCUCUCUACCUCGAUACGUCCGUCCACAGGCUCUCGAGCUCGCGCAGCCACACGUAGACGCCGCAGGUCCCCUCUUGAUAGGUCAAGCGUCCGCGCCCCAGGUGCCUCUUUGGCAGCUCAUCGCCCUCAUCCUCGCUCUUCGUCGAACGCUGGCAUGGGCGUCUUUGGUCAAAACGAAUCCGAUCUUGAGAGCGGCACGGUUGGAGGUGUGCGUGCCACAGCCUCUGACUCCGACGAUGGCUUUGCGCAACGCAUCGAUAAUGACAUGCGCUUUGAGACCAGACAGCGCAACACAGUUCGCCGUGCUUCUGCGCAUUUCGAACAUGACGACGACAGGGAUAGCCGCACCCUUUGCGUUGUCACUGACGACGAGCACUCCGACGAGGACAACAGCGACCGCUUUUGGCCCGACCGUGUAGGCGGAGCCUAUUCUCGCCCGCUUCUGUCCACCAACGUCGCUCGCAGACGCGGCAACGCACGCCGCAAACGACGUCGCCGACGACGCAGUGAUGGCAGCGUCUCAAGCGCCCAUUCUUUACCCAGAGCCAGCUCCAGGCAAAUCGACGCGAAUGCAGCCAAGACCGGAGCGCUUUCCGACGAGGCAGUCGCACGCCAUUCGAAUUCGGGUUGGAGCACAGAAGACUCCACCUCGAGCCUUUGCUUGCAACGCAACAAGCGCGCUGAGGCGCUCGACCAAGCUGUUCACCGUCGUCAUGUGGUCCAAGCCCACAAUGCUGAUGCCACCACUAGCGAUGCAGGCACCGAUCUCGACAGUCACGCUGCCAAUGUCCAACACCGUGCCCUCGAGGUUAAGCAAAGCCUCGCGCUUUCUUCCAAGGUGGGUACCAACGGCGAGCCCCUCGUUCAGUCUGUUGCUACCCUGCAUUCUGAGCUGCUCGAAGUGGUCGAAUGUCAACUCUGCUACCUGCUGCUCUACAAUCCUCUCACUACGCCUUGUGGUCAUACCUUCUGCAAGUCUUGCUUUGCCCGCAGUCUCGACCACGGCGAUCGUUGUCCUCUGUGUCGAGCCGACAUGCCCAACUUUUCCUUUUUCCAGGAUCACCGACCCAACACGGCGCUGCUCAAGAUCCUUACAGCAGAUACUGCAACCUUCUCCGAUGAGGAUGCGUUGGAUUCGGAUUCGACACAGGCUGCUGCUGGCAUGGCAGCUACCAGCACGUACGCAGGCAUUUCGGUCGCCUUGGGCUCCGACAGAAGUAUCGAUGAUUCUGCGGGUGGUCGCCACCGUGCCGAUUCCAUCGUCGACGAUGAUCCAGAGUCGGCCCCUCACCACUAUGGCUUCAAGCGCUUGUACGAACAGCGCAAAGUAGCCAUAGAGCAGGAGGAGCGCGAAGCUCGACUGUCGACACCCAUCUUCGUCUGCACCCUCGCCUUCCCAGGUAUGCCUACCAUCCUGCACAUCUUCGAGCCGCGCUAUCGUCUCAUGGUGCGUCGAUGCCUCGAGAGCGGCAACCCUCGUUUUGGCAUGGUGUUGCCGUCCAGGACGAAUGGAGGUACAGAGGAGUAUGGUACUAUGCUUGAGAUCAAGUCGGUGCAGAUGUUGGCGGAUGGACGCAGCAUGUUGGAGACAGUCGGAUCCUACCGCUUCCGUCUGCUCGAAAAGGGCUCUCUGGAUGGCUACACAGUUGGUCGUGUUGAACGUGUUGAUGAUAUUUCGCUCGAAGAGGAGGCUGAGCUCGAACGCGCCGUGCUGUUGCGCCGCACCGAGCUUGAUCGCAAGAAGGCAGCCGAAGCAUCGAUCGAGCAGCCCCACGCCUGUCCCAUGGUGCCGUCAAUGUCGGCUCCCGUACACACUCAGGCAAGUCACGAUGAACACGACCAGUCGUCCGAUGUCGUCUCUGCUCGACCCGAGAUGUCAAGAGCAGAAAGCGACGCGCUGUCGAUCUAUCGCUCCAGCGCAUCGUCGGCUGCUGAGCCGCCGUCAUCGGAAGCACAGCCUGUCAUGGUUACUGGGCAGGUAGCUUCACCGAAUGGUGCAUCCGAUGCCACGGAUGCCGAGCAGGACACUAGUGGUGACGGUGAGGUAAGCGGCCUUGUUCCCUUCAAGCCUGUGCCUGCCGAGCCAUCGAUCGAGGAGCUCGUCGACAUCUGCACCUCGUUCAUCGAGACGUUGCGCUCGGGCUCGGCACCUUGGCUGCUCUCGCGUCUCAACCACACCUAUGGUCCGAUGCCCAGUGCUGGCGAAGUCGAAAGGCUCGGAUACUGGAUGGCACUCGUGAUGCCCAUCGACGAGCAUGAAAAGGCAAAGCUACUGCCCAUUCGCAGUCGACGUUUGCGACUGUGUCUAGUCGUGCAUUGGAUUGAGCAGCUUCGACAGAGCUGGUGGUUCAAUAGCGGAUGUACCGUCUCAUAG